UAGCUGACGCUGCUUGUGCUGUGCUACUUGCCCUGUUCUUGGUUCAACUCGGAGGGGAGGGAGCCGCUGUUGCAAACCUUUUUUCCGAGAAGAUUGAGAUGGAAGCGGAGCGCGGCGAGGAGAUGAUGAUGGCGGCGGCCGAGGAGGGGUGGCAGACGCCGAGGCGGGAGGAUUGCCGCAUCCCGGUGGUGCCGCCGUGCCCGGCAGCGCCGCCGAGGAAGAAGGCGGUUGCGCUGUCGGAGUUCGCGGGCAGCAAGCGUCGGGAGCCGCCCAAGGGCGGCUACUUCCAGCCGCCGGACCUCGAGUCACUGUUCGUGCUGGCGCCGCCGCGGAGGCAGGCCUCCGGCUGCGCCCGAGUUAAGCUACACGCCGGCGCUGGUCCGGUGGACGGUGCAGUUCAUGAACCGGCGAUAGCUAGAUAGUUAGCUAGCUAGUAGUAAUUGUAGGUGUAGGGAUGCACGCAGCAGCAGCACAUCUUUUUUUUGUGUGUGUGUGGUUUUGGGUAGAAGAUGGAUGUGCGUGCAUUUGUUGCUGUGCUUUUGUGGUGAUUUCACCGCGCGUUGCAUGCCUUUGUGAUCCUGUUAGGGCUUAGGAGAUCAGGUUCGAAUGAUCUGCAGAAGGUGUGAGACGUGUACUAUGUGUGAUGUAAAAUGUUUAUGCAAGUAGGGAAACUCCUGAAGGAGGCUUGUGCAA
Messenger RNA from Phragmites australis (common reed), 693 nucleotides. Its product is annotated as cyclin-dependent protein kinase inhibitor SMR4-like. Gene Ontology annotation, biological process: regulation of DNA endoreduplication. The transcript has a single exon. The coding region runs from base 99 to 422 and encodes 107 amino acids. NCBI's taxonomy places the organism in Eukaryota, Viridiplantae, Streptophyta, Magnoliopsida, Poales, Poaceae. The record is from RefSeq and is a predicted model, not a curated record.